GUGCUCUCCCACCUGCUGCUUCGCUUCACGUUACUUUACCUGUCCCACCACCCUCCGUUGCUUCUCUGCAUACUCACUCCUAUCCAUUGCUUUCUACAUUUCCCUCGCUGACCAAUCUCCUGUUAUACAAUCCACGGGUUCAAGUUUUUGUUGCAUGGGAGAGCGUUGAUUGUGCGGAAGAAGCCAAGAGGUUGGUCGAGGAGCUGUUUGUGAGUUUUGUCGGGUGUGUGUGUGUGAGAGAGAGAGAGAGUGAAGGGAGCUCUCUGAGAUGGAGUACAGGAAUCUGGGACGAACUGGGUUGAAGGUGAGUGUGUUGAGCUAUGGCGCAUGGGUUAGCUUCGGUAACCAGAUUGGUGUUACAGAGGCCGCGGAGAUUCUGCAGCGGUGUCGGGACGCGGGCGUGAACUUCUUCGACAAUGCUGAGGUGUAUGCUAAUGGGAAGGCGGAGGAGAUUAUGGGCGCUGCCAUCAAGCAGCUUGGGUGGAAGCGGUCGGACCUUGUGAUCUCCACCAAGCUUUUCUGGGGUGGGAAUGGCCCUAACGAUAAAGGUCUCUCUCGCAAGCACAUCAUCGAAGGCGUUAAGGCAUCGCUGAAACGCUUGGACAUGAGUUAUGUGGAUCUGCUGUACUGCCAUCGGCCAGAUCCCUCGACUCCAAUUGAAGAGACUGUACGAGCUAUGAACUGGGUGAUUGACCAGGGGUAUGCGUUUUAUUGGGGAACAAGUGAGUGGUCUGCUCAACAAAUUACGGAGGCUUGGGAAGUUGCCGAACGGCUAGGCCUGAUUGGUCCCGCAAUGGAACAACCGGAAUACAAUUUGCUUGUGCGGGAGAAGGUGGAAAAGGAGUAUGCAGUACUUUACAAGAACUAUGGAGUCGGUCUUACGACAUGGAGCCCGCUUGCAUCUGGUGUGCUUACAGGAAAAUACAUGAACGGCGACAUUCCCGAGGGCAGUCGCUUUGCGCUGGAUAACUAUAAGCAUCUGGCAACCAAGUCCCUCGUUGCUGAGACUCUCGAGAAGGUAGAAGCUCUGAAGCCGAUUGCCAAGGAGCUUGACGCUUCUUUAGCACAGUUGGCUCUAGCUUGGUGCGUCAAGAAUCCCAAUGUCAGUUCUGUUAUCAGUGGAGCCACCAAACUAGAUCAGGUGGUUGAGAAUAUGAAAGCCUUACAAGUUGUUCCCAAGCUCACUCCUGAGGUGAUGAAGAGAAUUGAUGAAGCAAUCAACUUAAAGGCAUCCAAGUAGCUUCACAGAGAAAAUGUUUCGAACCGUAGAAAUCUUAAUGUGCAUAUCAUUUUGUCCAAUCGACGGAUUAUGAUUAAACUUUAAGAGGAAUCUUGAAGAUAUUUUUUCAGUCCAUUUUA
Physcomitrium patens is the source of this 1359-nucleotide messenger RNA. RefSeq names its product putative voltage-gated potassium channel subunit beta. Gene Ontology annotation, cellular component: cytoplasm. Gene Ontology annotation, molecular function: voltage-gated potassium channel activity. Gene Ontology annotation, biological process: potassium ion transport. Lineage: Eukaryota; Viridiplantae; Streptophyta; Bryopsida; Funariales; Funariaceae. The record is from RefSeq and is a predicted model, not a curated record.